Molecule: messenger RNA, 498 nt
Organism: Adineta ricciae
Lineage: Eukaryota; Metazoa; Rotifera; Eurotatoria; Adinetida; Adinetidae
Source: the annotation of a GenBank genome assembly
AUGCCUUCACAUUUAAUCAAUCCAUCGAUGACAGAGCUUCGUUAUAAACAUUUACGUUUCUUAAUCACGGACAGCCCAGCCGACGAAAAUCUUCAAACCUUCAUUGAAACUUGUUUGAAAUAUGAUGUUACAACAUUAGUUCGUGUCUCCGAAAAAACUUACGAUACGAAACCAAUUGAAGCAGCCGGCAUUAAAGUUUACAAUCUUGAAUAUCCUGACGGCAGUGCACCUGAUUCAAUCGUUCGUGAUAAAUGGUUAAAUAUUGUCAAAGAAAACAAACACGGUUGUAUUCUCGUUCAUUGUGUUCAUGGGCUUGGACGCUCGCCUGUUCUUGUUGCAAUGGCCUUACGUGAAGCUGGAAUGAGCCGACAAGAAUCUAUCGAUUUCGUCCGCUCACGUCGCCGUGGUUCAUUCAAUAUUCGUCAAUUAGAAUUUCUUCAAAAUUAUCAAUCAGGUCAUCGCCUCAUCAACAAACAUGCUGGCUGUCUUAUUAUGUAA